Molecule: messenger RNA, 126 nt
Organism: Chondrus crispus (carragheen)
Lineage: Eukaryota; Rhodophyta; Florideophyceae; Gigartinales; Gigartinaceae
Exons: 1
Coding region: 1-126 (41 amino acids)
Source: RefSeq, a predicted model, not a curated record
AUGCCGUCUCCCAAUAGUGCCAAUGUUGGGGUCUUACACAGGGCGGCACUUAUGAGUAGGGCCCUCUGUACCUCACGGACUGGUAGUGGAGCAGGUCGUGAGCACAAAAGGCAAAAGCGCACCUGA